AUGACAGAAAGAGCAGAAACCGUGAAAAGCACAUUGAAUUUUGUACAAAAUUUAGACUUAUCGAGUUUCGAAAAUAUUGUUGAGAGGGUAAGACAUCUGGAGAGGUUUGUCAUUUCAACACAAAAGUCAGUUGAUCACUUGGAGACAUAUGCAAGUAAGCCAGUAACAUGGCUUUCGUAUUUCAAGAAAUGUCCAAUACCUGCUUCUGAAAACUUUCCUGAUGCUUACGUAAAGCCUAGCAUAAAUCUUUCAGCUCUAGAUAGGGACAACGUAAUCCAAAUGUUCGGAGAAGUAGAGGUAAUUAACACUGGAAAGAAAUGCAUUGGGAAUGAAUGUCUCUUUGAAGUUUUUUCAGACGUUGUAUUGAACGAAACAGUUGAAGUGGAUGGAAUAUGGAAGAGUUUACACAUUUCCUGCGUAACACCAGAGAGAUUCUGGACCAGUAACCAUAGAAAACUUCUCCUAGUACUCAAAAACGAUAGAGUACUGUAUCGUGAAAAAGACGUUUUAAUUGAUGCUGAUUUUCCGUGUGUCCAUUCAGUAACCAGAACAGGGGAAUUGAUUUAUAUAGACAAAAGACACAACGUUAAGAAAGUGGAAAGAGAGAAAAAAUUGCACGUGACAAGAAUUUUGAUUGCGAGAACUCACCCCUGGAAACCUUGUAGCCUCUAUUGCUCCAAUUUAAAUGACGAUUUGUUGAUUGGUAUGUGGAGUCGAAAAAAUGAUGCAUCAAUGGUUGCAAGGUUUGACAGGUCAGGAAGACCAAAACAGAAUGUCCGAUAUAAUGAACAGGGUAAACCUCUUUAUAAAAGAGCCUUAUACAUAACAGAAAAUCAGAAUGGUGACGUCAUUGUAUCUGAUUUGUGGAAUGGCGUUGUGGUGGUAAAUGGAGAGGGGAAAUACCGUUUUUCGUACAAAAGUCCUCCAUCUGGACAAAGAUUAUCACCACAUGGGGUUUGCACGGAUGUUUUAAUGCACGUACUAAUUUGCGAUUACAAUACCAACUGUGUUCAAAUGAUUGAUAAGGAUGGAAACUUUUUACGAUUUCUACUGACCAAUAGGAAUGAUAUGAACGAACCCCGAAGUCUCUUCUAUGAUAAUAAAAACCACUUGCUUUGGGUUGGAUCACAAGACAAAAAUACCAAGCUUUCUAUUUACCGAUACAUAAACCGCAAGAAUCUAUACUAA
This is a messenger RNA of Saccostrea cuccullata (small rock oyster), 1188 nucleotides long. RefSeq lists its product as uncharacterized. Gene Ontology annotation, biological process: protein polyubiquitination; proteasome-mediated ubiquitin-dependent protein catabolic process; negative regulation of translation. The coding region runs from base 1 to 1188 and encodes 395 amino acids. Gene Ontology annotation, molecular function: translation repressor activity; ubiquitin protein ligase activity; protein binding. The transcript has a single exon. NCBI's taxonomy places the organism in Eukaryota, Metazoa, Mollusca, Bivalvia, Ostreida, Ostreidae. The record is from RefSeq and is a predicted model, not a curated record.